AGCUCUAUGAUAGAUUCUGUUUGGUUUCUCUGCUUCUACUGAACUGUACUGCCACCAGACACAACUAACCACCUUUGCUCCACCGCACACGGCGAAAGACGGCGAAACAAUCAAUGAAACACGGCACUUCCGAGUUAUGGAUAAUCUUUCUAAUUCUACUCUUCUAUACAUUCAACUUAAUCAGUAACGUAUCAGCUUCAAUUCACGAGUACAAAGACGAGCAAUUUAUUCCAAAAUCCAAUGCUUUCUUCUUCCAUGGUGGAACUGAGGGUCUCUAUGCGUCCAAAUCAUCAUCGAAUGCUUCCCCGGAUAAACCACUUGAAGGAAAAUCCUUCAUCAGAUUUGAAGAUGUUGUUUUUUUGAGGACAAAGGAGUCUGCUGAAGCAACAAAUGCGAUGCAGAGUCGAACUGGUUUGAUUGAAACUAUCAUUCUUGAGGUCAGAGACAGAGAAAAGAUUGGAGAUGCUUUUGCAAAGUCUAAUGCACUGUGUUGUACUCCAAAACUUGCUCAAGAGAAGUUCUGCACCGUAGGAGAGGUUAUGAUUCAGCACAACCAAGACAACCCACUGUGGCCACUACGUAUUCAGACAUUUUUUGAAGGAAAGAAUCAGGAAGCAAAUAUGCUUCCCGCAACAGUUGAAAUUAACAGUACAGGGAUGUACUAUCUUUAUUUCAUGUUUUGUGACCCAGCACUUAAGGGAACAAUAAUCAGAGGCAGGACGGUAUGGAAAAAUCCAGAUGGCUACUUACCAGGGAGAAUGGUACCAUUGAUGACUUUCUACGGACUUGCUUCUUUAGCCUAUCUUGUGCUUGGUUUUUUCUGGUUCCUGAAGUUUGUCCAGUUUUGGAAGGAUGUUAUACAGCUACAUUAUCAGAUUACUGCUGUUAUUGCCCUUGGCAUGUCUGAGAUGGCGCUCUGGUAUUUUGAAUAUGCAAAUCUUAGUGCCACAGGAAGCAGACCUAUGGUAAUUACGAUAUGGGCAGUCACAAUGACUGCUGUAAAGAAGACGUUGUCUCGUGCGCUUCUUUUAGUCGUUUCAAUGGGUUAUGGUGUUGUCCGGCCUACGCUUGGUGGUGUAACCUCAAAAGUGUAUCUUUUAUGCCUAAUGUAUUUUAUUGCCACUGAGGCACUUGAACUUGUGGAGCAUUUGGGCAGCAUCAAUGACUUCUCAAGGAAAACCAAGAUAUAUCUGGUGCUGCCUGUUGUUUUCUUGGAUGCAUCAGUUAUUUUGUGGAUAUUCUCAUCAUUAUCCAAGACAUUGGAAAAAUUGCAGAUGCGGAAAAGCAUGGCAAAACUUGAUCUUUAUAGAAAGUUUACCAAUUCCCUUGCAAUUUUUGUGCUGCUUUCCAUUGCUUGGGUUGGCUAUGAGCUGUACUUCAAUGCAAGCGACCCGUUAAGUGAGCUAUGGCGAAUUUCCUGGAUUAUUCCAGCUUUUUGGAGUUUGCUUGCCUUUUCAUUGUUGGUAGUAAUAUGUAUUCUCUGGGCUCCUUCAAGUAAUCCAACCAGAUAUGCAUAUGCUGGGGAAACCGAAGAUGAUUACGAUGAGGAAGCUAUCUCUCUCACGAGCGGAGUGAGGAUAAUGACCGGAGUGAGGGUAAUUGGUGACUCAGGGACCACGCUUGAAAGGAAAGAAAAGAAAGGGUCUGCUUUGACGGAGCUUGUGAGUGACAAAAGAGAAGAUCCUGAGGAGGAUAAGCGCGAGUAGUGUCAUCCUCAGUCCCUCAGGAACAGCAAUUGGUUUGUAUUUUCAACAUCAAUUCUCUUACAUAACUUGUAUGCCAUGUACAAAAGUAACACCAGAGGGUUGUCAUACUUGUCGUGACAGAUAUAGUUAAAACUUGUACAUAGUGAAAUCUAUGUUAAGCUGAAUAUAUCUGGCUGCCACGGCCUCUUAUUUCCUUCCAUCCAAGCUUUUAACCUCUCA
Molecule: messenger RNA, 1925 nt
Organism: Nicotiana tabacum (common tobacco)
Lineage: Eukaryota; Viridiplantae; Streptophyta; Magnoliopsida; Solanales; Solanaceae
Biological process (GO): transport
Cellular component (GO): membrane; Golgi apparatus
Source: RefSeq, a predicted model, not a curated record